AUGCCUCAGAACGAGUAUAUCGAACGCUGGCAGAAGCAGCACGGCAAGCGGCUGGAUCACGAUGAGCGGCUGCGCAAGAAGCAGGCUCGUGAGUCGCACCAGCAGUCGAAGGAUGCACAGAAUCUGCGCGGCCUGAGGGCCAAGCUGUAUCAGCAGAAGCGCCAUGCGGAGAAGAUCCAGAUGAAGAAGCGCAUCAGGGCGCAGGAAGAGAAGAAUGUCAAGUCUGCCGCCCCCGACGAGCCCUCCAAGACCCCUCUGCCCCAGUACCUGCUCGACCGGUCGCAGGCGACCAACGCCAAGGCCCUCUCCAGCGCUAUCAAGGACAAGCGCGCUGAGAAAGCGGCCAAGUUCGCCGUUCCGCUGCCUAAGGUCAAGGGCAUUAGUGAGGAGGAAAUGUUCAAGGUUGUCAACACGGGCAAGAAAACACACAAAAAGUCGUGGAAGCGAAUGAUCACCAAGCCUACUUUCGUCGGAGGCGACUUCACCCGUCGGCCGGUCAAGUACGAGCGCUUUAUUCGGCCCAUGGGUCUGCGAUACAAGAAGGCCAACGUCACACACCCUGAAAUGGCUGUCACCGUGCAGCUGCCUAUUCUGUCGGUUAAGAAGAACCCUCAGAAUCCGCUGUAUACCCAGCUGGGUGUUUUGACCAAGGGUACUAUCAUUGAGGUCAAUGUUUCCGAGUUGGGUCUUGUCACUACCAAUGGAAAGGUCGUCUGGGGUAAAUGGGCUCAAGUGACCAACACUCCUGAAAACGACGGCUGUGUCAAUGCGUAA
Messenger RNA from Penicillium riverlandense, 774 nucleotides. Its product is annotated as rRNA-processing protein NSA2. Bases 1 to 774 code for a protein of 257 amino acids. Lineage: Eukaryota; Fungi; Ascomycota; Eurotiomycetes; Eurotiales; Aspergillaceae. Gene Ontology annotation, cellular component: preribosome, large subunit precursor; nucleolus. The transcript has 5 exons. Gene Ontology annotation, biological process: maturation of 5.8S rRNA; maturation of LSU-rRNA. The record is from RefSeq and is a predicted model, not a curated record.